Messenger RNA from Gorilla gorilla gorilla (western lowland gorilla), 2195 nucleotides. RefSeq names its product baculoviral IAP repeat containing 5 (gene BIRC5). The record is from RefSeq and is a predicted model, not a curated record. The transcript has 3 exons. The coding region runs from base 82 to 495 and encodes 137 amino acids. NCBI's taxonomy places the organism in Eukaryota, Metazoa, Chordata, Mammalia, Primates, Hominidae.
CGCUCCCGACAUGCCCCGCGGCGCGCCAUUAACCGCCAGAUUUGAAUCGCGGGACCCGUUGGCAGAGGUGGCGGCGGCGGCAUGGGUGCCCCGACGUUGCCCCCUGCCUGGCAGCCCUUUCUCAAGGACCACCGCAUCUCUACAUUCAAGAACUGGCCCUUCUUGGAGGGCUGCGCCUGCACCCCGGAGCGGAUGGCCGAGGCUGGCUUCAUCCACUGCCCCACUGAGAACGAGCCAGACUUGGCCCAGUGUUUCUUCUGCUUCAAGGAGCUGGAAGGCUGGGAGCCAGAUGACGACCCCAUGCAAAGGAAACCAACAAUAAGAAGAAAGAAUUUGAGGAAACUGCGAAGAAAGUGCGCUGUGCCAUCGAGCAGCUGGCUGCCAUGGAUUGAGGCCUCUGGCCGGAGCUGCCUGGUCCCAGAGUGGCUGCACCACUUCCAGGGUUUAUUCCCUGGUGCCACCAGCCUUCCUGUGGGCCCCUUAGCAGUGUCUUAGGAAAGGAGAUCAACAUUUUCAAAUUAGAUGUUUCAACUGAACUCUUGUUUUGUCUUGAAAGUGGCACCAGAGGUGCUUCUGCCUGUGCAGCGGGUGCUGCUGGUAACAGUGGCGGCUUCUCUCUCUCUCUCUCUUUUGGGGGCUCAUUUUUGCUGUCUUGAUUCCUGGGCUUACCAGGUGAGAAGUGAGGGAGGAAGAAGGCAGUGUCCCUUUUGCUAGAGCUGACAGCUUUGUUCGCGUGGGCAGAGCCUUCCACAGUGAAUGUGUCUGGACCUCAUGUUGUUGAGGCUGUCACAGUCCUGAGUGUGGACUUGGCAGGUGCCUGUUGGAUCUGAGCUGCAGGUUCCUUAAUCUGUCACACCUGUGCCUCCUCAGAGGACAGUUUUUUUUGUUGUUGUUGUGUUUUUUUUUUUUUUUUUUUUGGUAGAUGCAUGACUUGUGUGUGAUGAGGAGGGAAUGGAGACAGAGUCCCCUGCUCCUCUACUGUUUAACAACAUGGCUUUCUUAUUUUGUUUGAAUUGUUAAUUCACAGAAUAGCACAAACUACUAUUAAAACUAAGCACAAAGCCAUUCUAAGUCAUUGGGGAAAGGGGGUGAACUUCAGGUGGAUGAGGAGACAGAAUAGAGUGAUAGGAAGCAUCUGGCAGAUACUCCUUUUGCCACUGCUGUGUGAUUAGACAGGCCCAGUGAGCCGCGGGGCACAUGCUGGCCGCUCCUCCCUCAGAAAAAGGCAGUGGCCUGAAUCCUUUUUAAAUGACUUGGCUCGAUGCUGUGGGGGACUGGCUGGGCUGCUGCAGGCCGUGUGUCUGUCAGCCCAACCUUCACAUCUGUCACGUUCUCCACACGGGGGAGAGACGCAGUCCGCCCAGGUCCCCGCUUUCUUUGGAGGCAGCAGCUCCCGCAGGGCUGAAGUCUGGCGUAAGAUGAUGGAUUUGAUUCGCCCUCCUCCCUGUCAUAGAGCUGCAGGGUGGAUUGUUAACAGCUUCGCUGGAAACCUCUGGAGGUCAUCUCGGCUGUUCCUGAGAAAUAAAAAGCCUGUCAUUUCAAACACUGCUGUGGACCCUACUGGGUUUUUAAAAUAUUGUCAGUUUUUCAUCGUCGUCCCUAGCCUGCCAACAGCCAUCUGCCCAGACAGCCGCAGUGAGGAUGAGCGUCCUGGCAGAGACGCAGUUGUCUCUGGGUGCUUGCCAGAGCCACGAACCCCAGACCUGUUUGUAUCAUCCGGGCUUCUUCCGGGCAGAAACAACUGAAAAUGCACUUCAGACCCACUUAUUUCUGCCACAUCUGAGUCGGCCUGAGAUAGACUUUUCCCUCUAAACUGGGAGAAUAUCACAGUGGUUUUUGUUAGCAGAAAAUGCACUCCAGCCUCUGUACUCAUCUAAGCUGCUUAUUUUUGAUAUUUGUGUCAGUCUGUAAGUGGAUACUUCACUUUAAUAACUGUUGCUUAGUAAUUGGCUUUGUAGAGAAGCUGGAAAAAAAUGGUUUUGUCUUCAACUCCUUUGCAUGCCAGGCGGUGAUGUGGAUCUUGGCUUCUGUGAGCCUGUGCUGUAGGCAGGGCUGAGCUGGAGCCGCCCCUCUCAGCCCGCCUGCCACGGCCUUUCCUUAAAGGCCGUCCUUAAAACCAGACCCUCAUGGCUGCCAGCACCUGAAAGCUUCCUCGACAUCUGUUAAUAAAGCCGUAGGCCCUUGUCUAAGCACAA